This is a messenger RNA of Enterobius vermicularis (human pinworm), 579 nucleotides long. The record is from the annotation of a GenBank genome assembly. NCBI's taxonomy places the organism in Eukaryota, Metazoa, Nematoda, Chromadorea, Rhabditida, Oxyuridae.
AUGUCCUUACCAGUUGUACAGUUCGUAGAAAAAACAGCUGAGGGUAAGGCGAUGACGGUCGCACAAUCUAUGGCACCUCACGACUUUGACUUCAUAAUCGGAUGCGACACAGUGAUCACAUUAGAUGGGCGAAUCAUCGGAAAACCAAAGAAUCUCGAAGACGCCCGCGCUACUUUACAGAAGUCUAAUUUAACAGAUUCACUACCGAAUCUUGUGGGACCUAAAGCGUUCUCACCAGUUAAAACUAUAUAUCUCACAGCAAAUAAUUCAGCUAUUUCUAGACUAAGCGGAAGAGUACACGAAGUUUAUUCUGGAGUAGCGCUGGUUGAUAGUAACAUGAAAUGUGAGGUAUUUCACGAGAAGACCGAAGUUAAGUUCAGUGUGAUUCCUGACCAAGUUUUGGAUGAUUACAUUAAAGCUGGCGAGUCAUUAGGUCGCGCAGGAUCAUAUGGAAUUCAAGGCCAAGCGGCAUUGUUUGUUGAGAAGAUCAAUGGUUGUUACUACAACGUUGUCGGUUUACCAAUCAACAAGAUUUUCCAAAAACUGGUUGGGAAGGUGCAGUUCUUCAGAAAUAACUAG